Messenger RNA from Orbilia oligospora ATCC 24927, 1653 nucleotides. RefSeq lists its product as uncharacterized. NCBI's taxonomy places the organism in Eukaryota, Fungi, Ascomycota, Orbiliomycetes, Orbiliales, Orbiliaceae. The record is from RefSeq and is a predicted model, not a curated record. The coding region runs from base 1 to 1653 and encodes 550 amino acids. The transcript has a single exon.
AUGAUUAGCAAUUUAAAACCCGACCCAUGCGAUAUCCCACCUGCGCACACAAUCGAAGCGACGAUAUUCCAUGAGUUCAAAGGCUUGCUGAAGGACAUAACCCCGAGCCAAGCAAACUUCUGGAAAAUUGGCCAAAGAUUGGACACAGUCCCAAACACUACGGUCGAAAACAUUUGCGUGCAUGCUAAAAUCGAUAGAUCCCAACUUACUCGCUACCUCAUUAAGCUUUGUGAAUGCGGUGCCUUUUCCAAUCCUGGAUUUGGAGCUACAUCUCGGUUUCCAGAACUUUUUCCGGGGGGCGAGGCAUCACCGAAAAUAUUACUCCAAGAAAAAACUACUUCUCAAGUUAAUAUUCAAGUCGGUGGCCCUAUAGCGGAUACUCCUGAUACCCCUGAUGGACCAGGCUGUCAACCUCGGUUGGGUGAAACUGAAAAUCAGCCACACUCCGGCCGGGAAGGAGCAAAACCGCGGUCUGGGUUGGCUACCGAUAGCGGUCGUAUGGGAUACAAAAUUUUUAGAACUAUAGGAUGGCACAACACUCAUCAACGUUCAGGUGUUUUUGAUCCCUCGCCGUCAGAGCUGGCAGAACUUAUCGUGGGGCCUGGGCCCGAUACUGAGUCAGAAAUUGAAAACGAUAUCGACCUUGAUCUGGAGCUUGAGGGUAGCGAUAGUGACUCAAGUACAGUAGUUUCCAUAGGAAGCAACUUUAACAUCUUAAGUACCGCCCUAAUCGCACCUCCAGAUACAUCCUCAAUCUUCCUUUCGUAUCCGACUCAACAUAUCAUCCUUACGUCAGCACAAUUCCUUCUCGAACAAUCUUGUCAUGCUUUCAUACAAAAAUGGUAUCCGCAAAGCCUACUCGCCGAUGGGUUUUCAGAACCCGAAAACUCUGAGCUGCCAAGGUGGUUUAAACUUAUCAUGCUUCGGCUACCGUAUUUACCAGUAGAAGCAAUCAACCUCAAAGUCCUGCAAACUCCUGCCGCUCGGAGGUACUCUACGAUUGAUAUCAUUUUUAGUCAUCUUAAAUGGAUGCGACAUUCAGCCGUUCAUCGAAUAAAGAAGGAGUCUAAGAGCAUAGUAGAUAUGCUCCAAAGUACGAUUAUUUUUGCGAAGUUUCUGAAAGACGAUGAAGCAAGGAUUGGGAGAUUUCAAAGACUUCUAGAAAAGACACUUUCGCUCUUUGAAGAAUUAAAAAAUGAAAAACAAACCCUACGGGAAAACCUAGAGAAAGAGUUGCUAAAAAUCAAAAAGUCUCGAGAAAUUUUGACUUACAGGGAGAAGAUGAUGCGGGUGAGAAUCUGGAGGGAGGAUAGCGCUAUCCGAAAAGGUAUUACUUUUGAUAUUAAUGAGAUCCUGGAUGGCCCAGAAUCAGGGAAUGGAUCCAUUGGGGUUGAUGGAGUUGACGAACCCGAAUCCGGACGACCAAAUAGAGCAACGCAGAUUGGGUGUACAGCCGAGCCAGGUACACUCUCGCGAUUGACCCUCCGUAUAUUUGGAAACUAUUUGUCGAGCGUUGGAGGAAGUUGGCGGAAUGUAGUAGAAGAAGGGGAUCAGGAUGCCCGGGCAGAAAACACUGUAGGUGCCGGUUCGGUAUCGGAUGAUAGACCUCAAGGUCAAGAUUCUAUGGAAACAUUUUAUUCGCAGUUACCGUGA